This is a messenger RNA of Sardina pilchardus (European sardine), 1362 nucleotides long. Its product is annotated as polyunsaturated fatty acid lipoxygenase ALOX15B-like. The transcript has 9 exons. The annotation marks the transcript as partial. Gene Ontology annotation, biological process: lipid oxidation; lipoxygenase pathway; hepoxilin biosynthetic process. Lineage: Eukaryota; Metazoa; Chordata; Actinopteri; Clupeiformes; Clupeidae. Gene Ontology annotation, molecular function: iron ion binding; oxidoreductase activity, acting on single donors with incorporation of molecular oxygen, incorporation of two atoms of oxygen. The record is from RefSeq and is a predicted model, not a curated record.
AUUGCAGAGUUUGUGCGACAGCACUGGCAAGAGGAUGAAUUCUUUGGCUAUCAGUUUCUUAAUGGCCUAAACCCCAUGAUGAUUGAAAAAUGUUUAGAACUUCCAAAGAACUUUUUGGUUACUGAAGAUAUGGUGAAGUCCUUCCUACCAGAUGGCAGCUCUCUACGAAGAGAGAUGGAGAAUCGAAACAUUUUCCUGUGUGACUACAAGGACUUGAACUGUGUAAUUGGAAAGGAGAAUGUCAUUCAUGACCGUCCGCAGUACUUGGCUGCUCCACUUUGUUUGCUCUACAAGACCUCUGACAAUAAACUCUUACCCAUUGCCAUCCAGCUGAAACAGGAGCCAGGGGAAGAAAAUCCCAUAUUUCUCCCCUCAGACGGUGAAGACUGGCUCUUGGCCAAGAUUUUCGUGAGAAAUGCUGAGUUCAGCAUGCAUGAGCUAAACUUCCAUUUGCUUCGUACGCAUUUGUUGGCCGAAGUCUUUUUCAUGGCAACUAUAAGGCACCUUCCCUCAGCACACCCCCUCUUCAAGCUCCUGGUCCUCCAUUUCCGCUACACUUUACAAAUCAAUAUCAUGGCCCGAGACCAGCUCAUGUCAGAGGAAGCCUUCUUCUCUGAACAUACAGGCAUUGGGUUAACUGGUUCAAAGAUGUUUUUGAGGGAAGCUUUAGCAACGCUCACAUACAGCUCCUUAUGUUUACCAGAGAAUAUCAAAGAGCGCGGUCUAGAGGAGAUCCCAAACUUCUACUACAGAGAUGAUGGCCUCAAGCUGUGGAAGAUCAUCCAUGAAUAUGUUCAAGGAGUGUUGGGACACUACUACAACUCCGAUGAUUACAUCCAGAGAGACACGGAACUACAGCUUUGGAUUAAAGACAUUUACAAGAAGGCUUUUCUUGAAAGACGAAGCUCAGAGAUACCACAGAGCUUCACCUCCUUAGAGGAGCUCAUCAAGUUUGCCACCAUGAUCAUUUUCACUGUAUCUGUUCAACAUGGUGCUGUCAACAAUGGACAGUUUGAUUUUGGUGCUUGGAUGCCCAACUUUCCCAGUUCUUUGAAGUGUCCUCCACCUACUUGUAAAGGUAAAGCCACAGAGAUUGAUGUCCUGGAGACGCUGCCAGACAUUGGCACCACAGUACACACCAUGACUGCACUGUACCUGCUCAGCCAGAAGUCCUCUGACCAUUACAGCCUAGGUAAUUAUCCUGAGCAGCUGUUUGUGGAGCAGAAGCCACUGGAAUUGACUGAUGAUUUCAGAAGAAAGCUUGAGGUCCUCAGCUAUGACAUCAAAGCCAGGAAUAUUGGUCUUCCAUUGCCAUACACCUAUCUAGACCCAGAGAACAUUGAAAACAGUGUGGCCAUUUAA